AUGAGCUCCAAAUCCCGAAAGCGCUCCCGUGCCAUCACGGACGAGAACCGCGCCGAUUGUCCCUUUACCAUAUCCAUGGUCACCGCCCCGAGCUCCGAGGAGCGCGAUCACAUAGUCAAGAAGAGGAAGCGCGACGCCGACGAAGAUGGCGCAGCUUCCAAUAACCACAAGAAGGAGCUGGUCCAGCUGUCGCCCUUUGAACCACGGGGCAAGUUCAAAUCCAACCAGUCCAUGAAUCUCGCCUAUGCAGUCGAGCCACGGAAGCGAUGGCAGGACAUGACGCGAUACAAUAGCUUCGUCUUGAAUGGUUACAAGUAUUGCAAUGACGAUUUUAUCUACGUCGCAAACGAGGCCACUAUUGAGCGCCAAAAAUCGACCGGCAAAAACGCCGAUGCCGGAAAUUUGUUGCAGUCAACCGACUACUGGGUUGCUCGAAUUCUUGAGGUCCGAGCAGCAGAUGAGCAUCACGUAUACGCGCGGAUUUACUGGAUGUAUUCGCCCGACGAGCUGCCGCCCGGAACUCAGGAUGGCAAGAAGUCUAUUAGUGGCCGCCAGCCUUAUCACGGCCAGAAUGAACUGAUCGCAUCGAACCAUAUGGACGUGAUCAACGUCGUCAGUGUGGCAAUGAAGGCCACCGUUCAUCAAUGGAUUGAGUCGGAUGACGAAGAAGUGCAGGAUGCACUUUACUGGAGACAGGCGUUCAAUUGCCGGACCUCGCAGUUAUCUGUACGAAUCCCACUCUGUCUGGCCACGCAUCAAGGAUUGAUUCUAACUCUACCCGGACAGUCGGUUGAUUUAACCUGCAAAUGCCAGACCCCAGCGAACCCCGACAAGACUUUGAUCGGCUGUACCAACGCAGAUUGCGGCAAUUGGCUUCAUUACGAGUGUCUCUUACACGACAUUCUAAUGCGAAUCUACGAGCGGUUUGGAACUGACAAACCACACAUUUCCGAAAAGACGGAACAAACCCUUGUGAAGACGGAGACGGAUGAGCUUGUACACCGUCCGCUGACGCCGACUGAGAACAAGGUAGAGCGCACUCCCUCAGCUAUCGACGUCAAAGGACCAAGCGAAAACGGAGACCACGCAGCUGGCGGCCGAACUAGCGAGAGCACACCCAAGGGCCCGACACAGACGCCCACUCCAGGGCCACCCAACUCGGUUGGCCCCAAGAGCGCAAAGUCGGCAUCUGGGAAGAAGGGCCGAGGAAAGAAGGCCGUCGAAGACAAACCAUACGAGGGCCUGUUUGAAGCGAGCUUAAAGAUGAAUGACGGGCCAAUGGUUUGGGUCAUAACCGAUCUGAGAUCCAACGUUCAAGGCGGGGAUCGAACCUGGACGGAACGUGCCGAGUGUCUUAUUUGCAAUAAGAUGAUUGAUUGA
Metarhizium acridum CQMa 102 is the source of this 1380-nucleotide messenger RNA. The record is from RefSeq and is a predicted model, not a curated record. NCBI's taxonomy places the organism in Eukaryota, Fungi, Ascomycota, Sordariomycetes, Hypocreales, Clavicipitaceae.